GCAGGAGCAUUAACAUUUAGGCCUGUAGUAAAAAAGGGCGAGGGUGUUUUACAGGUGUCAUAGAAACGUGCUAUAAUUUUUGUUUUAUUUAAGUUGAUCAAAGAAAACCUGCAUUGUUGUGUCCUCAGAUUAUUGUUAUUAGUUAGUUCUUUUAUUUAAUUUACUCUGCAGCUGUGUCUAAUGUAACGGUGAUGCCACCUGACGUUAUUAUAGCUUAACCUACCUGAGAGAACACGUGACAUUCAUUUAUUGAUUGGCCGCAGUGUUGCUCUCGGCACCAUCCGCGUGUCUUAAGACAGGCAAAUUACAACCGUUUACAUAUUUGUCACGCAAAUCUGCCCUGAUACGGUCACGUGAGGGCCAUUUCUCACACCGGGCGCGCACAGUGGGCCCGGCCACACGAGGAAGUGGGUGGAGAUUUCCCACCUUGUCGAGCCGCGAUGUAGAUGAUUUAGCAGCUCGGAUUUAACACGUAUCCGCCAUUGGAGCGGUGCGCUUUGAGGAUGGCCCCCGCUCAUCCAUCCCGCCCCGCGAGGCCGAGCGGAGCCCCGGAGCCCAGAGCGCCCCGUGCAGCUCAGCCGUUUCCUUCCCGAUUCUGAUGCUGAUGGCCUCCUUAAGGCGACUAUUGCCUCUUUUCUCUGAUAUCCGCGGGGAGCCCCAUCACGGCCAUUUUCAUGGUCACACCGCCCGCGGGCAUCUGAAGGUGGCAAACUAAACGAACCCGCGGGGGUUCCGAGGGGAAACACGGGGUUCCUUAUCACGGGUUAGGCGUGGUGUUAAGAUUUACAAGAACAAACCACCUCUGACCGAGCUGCGGCAUUAGUGCUAAUGCCAAGUGAGGAAAGCAACGAGAUUUAACCUUAUCUUCUUGUAAAUGUACGGAUAAGUGGUUCAAAAUAAACUUCACAGGAAAUUCGGUGACAUCUGACAUCACCGUGCGAAGCAGUUCUCGUUUUUGUUUAUAUAUUUUAGUUUUAUUUUAUUCGUUAUUGUAUUCGGUACUUCGUCUAUACUGAUUUACCACAUUGGCUAAAAUACAAAUUACCAUCUAUUGUCCAUAAUCCCCGCGCACUUUAGGACGCAUGCCCCCUCCCCACCUGUGUGCUUGCUCCUUCUGGCCCCCCGCAGCGAGGGGCCACUCUGAUAGGCUCCCGGGGCUAAUGGAGCAGGCCCGCGGGGCAGCAGCCUCACAGCAUAUAAAGCCUCAGCUCUCUGCCACAGCAAACACGGUUCAGGAAGAACCCGGCGGCGGAUGCGCUUUUACGCACGAACAGAGGCCUUUUGGUUCGUGCCAUUGGUGUCUCUUUAACUCAUAUCCACGCGCUUUUUUAACUUCAGACCUGUGAUCAUGACUCUUUCUGGCGAGUCUGAAUCGUACCAACACGCUGCUUUACCGACAGAGGAGGAUGAAAUUGACAUAGUGGGUAACGGUGACCCUUCCCUCGGGCGUUCGUGCUCCACGGACCUGAGCUCCUCGGCAGAUUCCGGUGCCGAGUUUGACUCCUCGGAACCGGACUCGUCGGGGGAAGGCGAGGCCAGCUUCUACGCGGAUGCGCCGCCGUCCAGGAACGCGCAGAGCAGCUCGGUGAAGCCCCCCUACUCCUACAUCGCCCUCAUCACCAUGGCCAUCCUGCAGAGCCCGCUGAAGAAGCUGACGCUGAGCGGCAUCUGCGACUUCAUCAGCAACAAGUUCCCGUACUACAAGGACAAGUUCCCCGCGUGGCAGAACUCCAUCAGGCACAACCUCUCCCUCAACGACUGUUUCAUCAAGAUCCCGAGGGAGCCCGGAAAUCCGGGCAAGGGCAACUACUGGUCUCUGGACCCCGCGUCGGAGGACAUGUUCGAUAACGGCAGCUUCCUCCGGCGAAGGAAGAGGUUCAAGAGGAACCAGCCGGAGUUCAACAAAGACGGACUCGUGUUUUGUUCCAACUUGAACUACUACCGGCCGUACGGGCAGCCGUACUGCGUGCAGAGCCCGGUGGGCGCCCUGCACGCCGCCCCUCUCCGGUACGUGCCGCUGCGCGACGCCAUCGCCCCCUCCCUCCUCCUGGCGCAAACGCUGAGCGGCGAGAGCGCUGGGCCCAAGGACUUCAGGGCGCAGUUCGGCCCAGCUCUGCCCACGGGGCCCAAGCCCGGCCCGCAGGCGAAGUGCUCGUUCAGCAUCGACAGCAUCAUGAGCAAGACCCCCGCCAGCGGCCCACGGAACCCGCACUCCCCAAAGAACCCUCACGCCGUUCUCGAUUACGGCCACGCCGUGCCCGGUCCCGCUGCCUGUCUGGUUCCGACGGUCCUUCAGCCCCACAGGACACGGUUCUUCCCUCCUGCCAUGCUCAACACGGCUCCUCUAAUAAACGAGCGUCUCAGACUUUCUUACGCUCGCUGCUGAAAGCUUUACUCGCAAGAACGUAUGUUUGAUAUGUGAAGACACGUUGUUGUAGAUCAUUUCUUAAAGAAAUGUUUUAAUUGCAUGAUAUUUAUGUGCGGUCAUAUUCAUUCCGUGUAUAUAAGAUGAGUGACGUUAUAAUAUAUUUGUUAAACUGUUCUAAAACUGUCUUGAUGUUUUUGUUAAUAAAUAAACAGUCAAAAUAAAUGUGAGA
Betta splendens (Siamese fighting fish) is the source of this 2597-nucleotide messenger RNA. RefSeq names its product forkhead box D5 (gene foxd5). Gene Ontology annotation, molecular function: DNA-binding transcription factor activity, RNA polymerase II-specific; RNA polymerase II cis-regulatory region sequence-specific DNA binding. Bases 1349 to 2386 code for a protein of 345 amino acids. The transcript has a single exon. The record is from RefSeq and is a predicted model, not a curated record. Lineage: Eukaryota; Metazoa; Chordata; Actinopteri; Anabantiformes; Osphronemidae. Gene Ontology annotation, biological process: anatomical structure morphogenesis; cell differentiation; regulation of transcription by RNA polymerase II.